CUAAGGCGAAAAGUCAUGAUUACCUGGGUAAUUUCUUUACUGGCUCUGGGUGUUUCGGUGAGGUCUGCCCCAUCGGAGGAGUCCCGUAUCAUCAAUGGAAAGGACGCGGAACUUGGACAGUUUCCGUAUCAAGCGCUGUUGAAGAUCGAUACUCCAAACGGUCGAGCUCUGUGCGGUGGAAGUGUCCUCAACGAAGAAUGGAUCCUAACGGCUGGCCAUUGUGUGCAGGACGCUUCCUCGUUCGAAAUCACCAUGGGGACCAUCAACCUCAAGAGCACAGAAGACGACGGACGGGUGGUGAUGAAUUCUACCGAGUAUAUCCAGCAUGAAGACUACAAUGGGCAGGAUGCCUCCAAUGACAUCGCCGUCAUUAAACUUCCGCAAAGAGUGCAGUUUAGCAAUCGCAUCCAAGCGGUUCAGCUUCCCACGGGACACGACGACUACAACCGAAAAAUGGCCACGGUUAGCGGCUGGGGUAAGACGAGGGAUAUGGGCGGUGUAGCUCAGCGGCUGCAGUACGCUACGAUUCAAGUAAUUCGCAACAACGAAUGCAGAUUGGUCUACCCGAGUUCGAUUCAGCCAACCACUUUGUGCUGCCGCGGUGAUCAGCAAUCUACGUGCAAUGGAGACUCCGGUGGACCGUUGGUUUUGGAUGACGACAAGACCCUGAUCGGUGUGGUCAGUUUUGGCCACGUGAUCGGCUGCGAGAAGAAACUGCCAGUUGCCUUCGCUCGAGUGACGGAGUUUGCCGAUUGGAUUCGCGAGAAAACUGGAAUGUCUGCACCGGAAGGUGGCGACGCACAGUAAAAGCACCCGGAAACCGGAAAGGACGUUUCUCAUAUCUUCUUGAAAAAUGAUUGG
Molecule: messenger RNA, 861 nt
Organism: Ochlerotatus camptorhynchus
Lineage: Eukaryota; Metazoa; Arthropoda; Insecta; Diptera; Culicidae
Product: collagenase-like
Exons: 1
Coding region: 16-807 (263 amino acids)
Biological process (GO): proteolysis
Molecular function (GO): serine-type endopeptidase activity
Source: RefSeq, a predicted model, not a curated record